AUGUGGCGUGGCGGCACCAACGCGGCUCCACCCAGAUCCGCCUCCAUGGAGGGUUUAGGAGGCGACGGCGGUGGCAGCAGCAGGCGCAACAGUCAGCCUGGCAGCGCCGCUCCAGCAGCCACCAGCGCCAGCCGCAAGUGGCCCCUGCGUUCGCUCUUCUCUGCAGGCGGUGGCAGCGGCGGUCUCUCUGACGCGGAUUCGGCCCGCCAAUACCAGCUUCACAAGAAGAAUGACACCGCCGACAGUGAUGGUGGCAGAGCUGCCGCGCAGGCGAUGCAGCUCAGCAGCAGUAGCCUCAUCAUCGAUAAAGGUCUGGAAACCCAAGAGCACGGGCAGCAACAACAUGUGAAUGCGCUGGUGGUGGACCAGAGUAGCCGCCUGGCGCACAUGCCUGGUGUGACGCAGGUCCGUCAGCGCCACGGAGUAUUGGUGGAACCGGUUCAUCCUCGUGCUAGUGAUGCCUCACCGCUUGCCCAAGGUGUGCGUGCGGGCGUCGAGGACUGGGGUGACGGCGAUGACUGGGGAAGUUCGGCGAACGCGCUCGAGCAGCAGGCCCUCCCAGAACUUUCAACAGUUACUCCACCCUCAGCGCCGGGGACGGCGCACGCCGCCGACAGCGAUGACGUGUUUGUCUCCGAUGUCGCCUUAGCGCACCCUCGGCAUCCUCGCGCGUCACAGACGGCGGCACAAGAGCUCACCUACACGCCUCGGCGGGGCUUGCCACCCGCAAGCGUACCACCGCAGCAGGCCACUGCGUCUGCUUCGGCCACUGUCGCCCCUGUAGCCGCUACACAAGCCUCCAGCGCUACGAGCGGCCGGUUCCCUGGACCGUCACCGCACCGAGGGGUUUCUCCGACAAGCUCGCUGGCAGCCUACACCCCCGCGCCGGCUGGCUUUCACAGCGGUAUUCGAGGCCUUCGCAGCGCCUGCGACAGGUCGAGCGGCGGCGGCGGGACUCGCGGCGGAAACGAGGCGAAAGGCAAGAGUGCUGAUCUCACGAAGCGACGGAAAAGGGGCUUCGGUGCUGUUGCCGUCCUCCCGUCCACUUUAUCGUCGUCGUUGCCGAGCGCCGGCGCCCACACGGCCGACAACGCUGAGCCUGUAACGACCGUACUCGCAGUCCAAGAGGCGGAGCGCCAGCGUCUCGCCAAGGCAGCGGAAGCUGCCGAGCAGAGGCGAAGUUGGGCGCACGCAGUGCAAGAGAUUUUAGAGCAAAUCGCCGACGCGUGCGGCGCGGAUGCACCCACGCCUGUGGAAGUGAGCUGCAACGUUGUGUACCCCGGGGCCAAAGUCACGGAGGCCAUUCAUGUGGCACGGCAGCUUCUGGAGAAGGCGAGGAGCAGUGAGGCCUCCAGGGCGAACGCUCUUGACGGCGACGGCGAUGCUGUGAGGAAUUACGGCACGGUGGUGCGCAUGUUGGCUGCGCACACGCAAACGGCCGUGGAGCGGGAAGGUGGCGAGUGCGAAGUAGAUCGCCAUCGAAUCCAGCGGACUCGGCAGCUAGUCCUGGAGACGUGGCAAAGCAUCUCCGUGGCGCUCCCUGGCAUCUGGCGCCGGGCGUGGGCGUCGGCAAUGGCGGCGUUGUCCGAGGAUAAGCAACUGCCAGGCGUGCGUAGUCUUGCAGCAUUGAUGGGGCGAGAGCCCAUAACACUUGCCCGACGGACGGCUGUCGCACUCGGCACCCUCUUUAUGCAAUGCUCGUCACGCAGCGACCGGCCCCUCGGUGUUAGCGAAGUGCACGCUGGCGUGGUAGCAGGCCUGGAAGCCGUUCUGAAGUCGUCGGCGGCGACGGCCACCGUUUCUGCUGCCUCUACUGCCCCGACCGUGGCAGAGAUGCCGCCAUGGGCAAUGGAAAUUGUGGCGGCGACGGCGGAGGCGAUGGUACGUCGUGACGAAAUGAUCAAGCAGCAGGUCGUUGAUGUUGCGAGCACCGCCGCUGCGGUAGAUGACUGUGGCAACGCCGACAGGGCUAUGCGCAGGGCACGGGUGCAGCUGCGGGAAGGUUCAUGGACGCUCUGGUACGUGCUGAGAGUUUUGGGUCUGCUGGCGUGGUGGGAAAGAAUGCUGCCCCACCUCAUCCCUUGUCCUCCACCCUCAGCAGAGGCGCACACCGAGGCAGGCGCGACAGAUGCAUGGUCAUAG
Leishmania major strain Friedlin is the source of this 2142-nucleotide messenger RNA. RefSeq lists its product as hypothetical. The record is from RefSeq and is a predicted model, not a curated record. NCBI's taxonomy places the organism in Eukaryota, Euglenozoa, Kinetoplastea, Trypanosomatida, Trypanosomatidae. The coding region runs from base 1 to 2142 and encodes 713 amino acids. The transcript has a single exon.